GUUAUUUUUAGCAUCCCACUCCUGAGAGGCCGGAGCUGCUGGUUUCUCCCUCCAGCCGUGGAUCCCCCCAGCCCAAGUGCAUUUCCAGCGGGACCAGCAGCCCGCAUGCAGAAGAGGAUGGGUGAGGCGGUGGCCCGGGUGGCCAGGAAGGUGAAUCACACCGUGGAGAACAAAACAGAUUCCCUGGAUCUGGCCAACUGCAAGCUGAUGACCUUCCCUGUUGGCAUCUACAAGGCCAUGAGGAGUGUCACUGAGGGCAUCUGCCGCAUCUCCCUGGCAAACAAUGAGCUCAAGUCCCUCAGCAGCCGAUUUGUCACCACCUUCAGCCAGCUGAGAGAGCUCAACCUGUCAGGCAACUACCUGCACCGCCUGCCUGAGGAGGUCACCUCCCUCCUGCACCUCCGGGCCAUCAACCUCUCCCGCAACAGAUUCCGGCGUUUCCCCGAGCCCCUGGCUGCUGUCACCACCUUGGAGACCAUUGAUCUGGAAGAGAACGAGAUUGCAGAGGUGCCAGCAGAGCAGUUGGCUUCCAUGACAUCCCUGAGGAGCCUCAACCUGCGGGCAAACCCUGUGGGCCCAGAGCUGCGGCUGCUGGUCCGGCCCCUUGUCCCCUUCGACCUGCUGCUGUCACCAGAGGAGCCCACCCACAAAGCCUGAGGCUAUCUUGGGAUGUCCAGGCAAGGUGUCCCGAGGGAAGACUGCCUGCACGAGUGGUUUGGCUUAGGGCAGUCCCUGCUAUGCUGCUAUUUGUGUCCCAAACCUGCAGCGAAGCUGCCAGUCCUUCUUUCUUCCUCAAUAAAAAGAAAGGAGCGGGGCUCCUCCACAUAGGGAUGGCUCUGCCAGCACCUCAGCUGAGGAAUCUCCCACUCUGAGUUUUGGGAAUGUGCAGUUUAGGUAAAAUUGAAGUGACUCGGAUGUUUGGCUCCAUUCCUCCCCCCUGGCCAGUGAUGGUGAGGAGCCAGGGCCAGGAUGGUGGGGGGACAUCCCUGCAGUUUUUUCCUCCCUGGAGUUGCUGAUAUGGCAGCAUGCCAAGUGCCUGAUUAAAUGUUUUCUUGUUACAAAGA
Molecule: messenger RNA, 1064 nt
Organism: Calypte anna (Anna's hummingbird)
Lineage: Eukaryota; Metazoa; Chordata; Aves; Apodiformes; Trochilidae
Gene: LRRC20
Product: leucine rich repeat containing 20
Exons: 4
Coding region: 106-657 (183 amino acids)
Cellular component (GO): extracellular matrix
Molecular function (GO): protein binding
Source: RefSeq, a predicted model, not a curated record